Messenger RNA from Bombyx mandarina (wild silkworm), 2192 nucleotides. RefSeq names its product jabba (gene Jabba). Lineage: Eukaryota; Metazoa; Arthropoda; Insecta; Lepidoptera; Bombycidae. The record is from RefSeq and is a predicted model, not a curated record.
UGGAGUAAAGUAAAGCCAAUUCUGUCAAGCCUAAGAAAAUAAACAAUUCUAUCAAAGUUAGGAAAAUAAAGUUGAAAGUUUAAUGAACACACUUUGCUCAUAAUUAUUAAGUACUAAUUUUGCACGAAAUCAAAUACCGGCGAAUUAAAAAUUGCAUUUUAGAGCACACAACUGAAGACAUGGACCUGAUAAAGGAAAUGCUUCAGACUUUGGCAGAGCACGCGGUCAGCUACCGCGCUGGCCAGACUACGUUACGGUAUAUCGAUAGAGCAUUGUGGGUGGUCGAGAAAUGUGCGAGAUGGGCCGUGCCUCCACCUUUGGAUCAAGACGAGCGUCCGCAACCAGAACUGAUCCGCCCCCUGCCCUGGGUGUUCUUUCUGAUGAUGCUAAUUGCUCUGCGGAUCACUCGAGAGACGAUUUCACUCGCUAACUUGAUUAUGGGAAAACCUCCUUUGAGGUCUGCUGAUGUGGUCAUGUACAUACAAAGCAAACGUAGAUAUUUACGGACCCUCAAGUACCAGGGGAACCGCAUGAUGCGAGCCCGCACCAGCACCGCCAGCCAGCCCCGCGACACCUGGUACAGCGGGAUCAGAUCGAUGUUUGAAUUCACCAUGUGCUUCCGCAGACAUUCGCUCAGCUACAACAAUAACCCCGGUAACGCUAGCAGCAACGAUGAAGUACUGGUAGUAAAGCGCAGUAAACAUGCUCGUGAGGACUCUAAUCCGGCGGCUGCCACUAGUGUUGAGAGCACGAUGGAACGUCUCAUUGAAAAGAUGAUGGUCGACCUCAACGCUGAGUCAGAUGAAGAUUCUGGUUACACGUUGACCAACGCGACCAGUCCGAGUGCAGAAUCGGAUCGCGACACGAUUUGUGGCAACGAAACCACGCAGAACAAAUCAGACGGAGAUGGACAGAACAGUGAAGAAAUCAAGUUCACGCCGAGCGAGAACAAAAGCUCAACUCCGGAAAAAGCGAAUGAAGCUCAAGACGUUAAAGCUGCAGACGAUAACAAACAAAUGAGUGCCGAAAAAACUAACAACACCUCGCAAACGAACACAAAAAGCACUCAACAAACAGUCGUAAAAGAUAAAAACAAUGAAAAGACAAAUGUUACAGCAGAAUCUAAAUUGAAUUCAAAAAAUAAUUCGGACGUGCCUAAAACAGUUACGCCGAAAGGCAAAGAGCAAACAAAACCAGACGACGACAAACCAAAACAAGCUGAAAAAAAGCCAGAAAAAGAUCUAAAAGAAAAUGAAAAAUUUAAUACCGAAAGCGAUAAACCAGAAAACUCUGUUAAUGAUAGUCCUCGGUCUAUAGAUAACGAACAAUCUAAACAAGAGCCAACAAAAACGGUUACAAAAGAAAAGGAACCAACCAAAAUACCAACAAAGAACCAAACGAAAAUAGACGAUCAAACAAAUUCAUCGACAAAAAACAACGAACAAACAACGAUGCCAACAAAGUCUAUUUCGUCACAGGAACAAACAAAAACGUCGAAGAAAGGCAAAGGUAUAUAUAAAAAUACAUCCACGGACUCGUUUGGAAUACAGGAAGAGGACAAAGUUAAAUCGCCUGAAGAAGAAGCGUUAAGCGCGUUUGUGUACCCGGAGACUUCGACGUCGAUCCAAGAGUCAUUGAACUUUUUACAGUACGAGAAAGGCCAGAACAGAACCUACAGAAUCACCAAAACUGAGAAAAUAGUGAACGGUCGAACAGCUAAGAGUGCUGCCAGCAAGAAGAAAGGUGGGCAGAAUGAGAGGAGAGAUUCAGACGUGCACGCAUCGAGAGUAACCCCAGAAAGCACUUCUUUGUAAAAUGAAUACGACGUUCCCGAUACAACAAUAAAAAUUAAGUUCAUAAGUAAAUAAGAUAUGUUUGAAAAACUUGAACGAACAUUUCAUAAGCGUAUUAUAUAAACGGUUCGAAUAUCAUUAAAGGAAUUGAUUUGUAUUAAUGCUUCGGUCACAAAUGUUUUUAUACUGCGGUUCCCAAAAACCCAUAACUCGAAAUAACAUGUUCACUGUUUACGUAAUAAAUACUCUUCCUUAAAAGCGUUUAUUUACAAGAACAUUCGAAAUGUUACAGGUAACCCUGUUAUAUAACACGUUAUUUUACAACACGGUUUUCAUUCGCGAAGCAGCUACUCUUGAGCUGUUAGGUCUCCUUCGGAGGCGCUCGGGUAGCUGUUAGCA